Molecule: messenger RNA, 9552 nt
Organism: Odontomachus brunneus
Lineage: Eukaryota; Metazoa; Arthropoda; Insecta; Hymenoptera; Formicidae
Product: maternal protein tudor-like
Exons: 14
Coding region: 265-8547 (2760 amino acids)
Source: RefSeq, a predicted model, not a curated record
AGCGCGCUUUUGAUGCGUGGACAAGUUUAGAUGAACGUGAUAAAAGGACCUUUCCGUUGAACAAAGGACCAACGCCGAAAGUAGUGCGAUUUUUGAAGCGUACGUGGUGCAACGGGCUAGCGUCAUAAACGGCGAUGAACAGUGCAAGAACUCGAAAAAAAGAAUCAAUGAAGAAGAUCUAAAAGUAGGAAAGAAGUAAUUGCAGUAUCAUCAUACUGAAAAGCAAAAUCGUUUAAUCAAGAAAAGUGAGCAAAACAAAUUAGAAUGUCUCAUCAUAGAGACAACAUGCAGUCACACACUGUUGAAAUCGCGCUCUUCAUCACCCACAUCGAGAGUGACCGGGAUUGCUUGAAAAUCUGGGCCCAGCAGGAUACCCAUGCUGCCACAUGUGUGGACCGUUUCAUUCGCCCACUGGUUGAGCAAUUUUCUCAAGGUUAUGGCUGUCCUUCCAAAUCUAAUCCACCAAUCAUUGGUGCUCUGUGCUGCAGUAGAUUUAGAAACGAUGGCUAUUAUCGGGCAAAGAUAAUCGAUGUGCGUCGUGAUAGUAUGAUAGCUGUGCAAUUCAUUGAUUAUGGCAAUAUAGAAAUUGUGUCACCAAACCAUGUACAUUUGCUGAACAAUAUACCUGGGUCAGAACCUCUAUUGACUUACCCAGCAUUGGCUGCUGACUUUAUAUUGCUUAAUGUAUUGCCUGUAAAUGGUGUUUGGGAAAAUCAAAUAAUAGAGACAAUCAAAAGUAUCCUGUGUUACAAUGAAUAUAGAGUUCUGGUGAAUAAUGUAGCAAAUAAUCGUUUGAUCGUGAAACUGUGGUACAAUAAUGAAGACUUCAGCAAUCUAUUGGUCAAACGCAACUUAGCCUUACCAGCUAAUAUGCAAGACACUUGCAGAAUAAAGUCUUUUCCACAACCAGAGAUGCUACAAGCACCAGUGUAUCAGCAACAGAAUGAAGGCAACAUGAAUAAUUUUGCAUCAAUGAUGCAGAAUGCAAACAUGAAUCAGAAUACUAAUAUGCAAGCAAUGUACCGCAAGACUCCUCCUGGUGUAACUCAACCCAAAUACAUUGCUUCUCAACUAUCGCCACCAACAACUGUUCAAGAAGCACUUGUAUUUAAAUCUCGAGUUUUGGAUGUAGGUACCAUGCACGAAGUAUUGGUAUCAUGCGUGGAAGACGGCCCGCAGAAGUUCUCCGUGCAAGUUCAAAGUACGACGGAAAUACUGACCCAUCUUAUGAAAGAGAUAAACAACCGUCCAAAGAAACCAUUGCAAGAACCGCCAUUGCCAGGAUCGGUUUGUCUGGGAUACACGGAGGGUAGAAUACUAUGCAGAGCGGUCGUAAUGUCCGUAAUGGAACACAAGUGCAAACUAUAUUACGUCGAUUUCGGUCACACGGAGGUUUUACCGUACACAGACAUCUUUCAAUUACCCCCCGAAUUCAUCAAUCCCAAAGUUCUUUCCAUUAGAUUCACGUUGAGUGGCCUAAAAGAACUGAACAUUACGCAAGAGAUGAAAGACUAUUUUAAAAAAUUAGUGUCAAGAAAGUUACUCUAUUUACAAGUCCGUCCACCGGAAGGGCCACCUUUGAUCCAAUAUGGUGAUCUUUAUGAUAAUGGCGUUAAUAUAAAGGACAUGCUCAAGAAAGCAUUUCCAGUACCAGCUGCAGUCCCAAUAACAUAUUCUUAUCCGCAAUUACGACGAUUGCCGAAGGAUGUUCAGGAAAUUGUGCAAGUUUCAUUCGUGGAAUCAUGUCAAAAAUUUUUCGUGCAACUUCUUAGUGGAGAAAAAUCUCUCCAAUCAAUAAUGGCUGGCCUGGCACAAUAUGCUAAAACCGCAUCUGCUUUUAACAUAUCACAAUUAAAAGCUGGAUUACCCUGUGCUGCAUUAUAUGAAUCAGAAUGGUAUCGUGCACAAAUUGUUAGCGUUAAUGGAAAUGAAGUCAGAGUAGUGUAUGUUGACUAUGGAAACGAGGAGACACUGUCCAUAAUGUCACUACGUACGAUACAUGAUGAUUUAGUGACAAAAUUGCCGGCACAAGCUAUAAAGUGUGCAUUGAAUGGCUAUGAAGUACUCUCGCCAGAUCAAGAGGUUAUUAAUCAUUUUGAAACAUUGACAUACGAGAAAAAUUUCUUCAUGAAAGUAGUCGCUUCACAGCCCAACAAUCUAUUAGUUGAUUUAUUUGAGUUAGAUACAAUGAGGAGCAUUCAUCCUCAGCUAUUUAACAAUCCAUUUUGCGACAAGACAGCGGAAAACUCUACAAGUUCGCAAAAUGGAGAAAUUCAACAUGCAAAGACAUCUAAUUCACAUGAUAUUCAGAGGUGCAAUUUAUUGCAUCACAGGUCUGGUACGAAUGUUCAAGCAAAUUUGGCUCACCGACUGAGAUUAAAACUGAAAAAUAUUAACACCGCACGUGAUGAUAAAGACAAGUAUAACAAAAAAAGUAAUGCAGAUUCUUGGAAUCGUAAUCAGAAUGCCAAGUUCUCCCAAGAGAACAGACCAAAGGUUUGGAAAGAAAAACAGACUGUAAAUAGUGAAUGGUCUACAGAGAAACAAUAUGAUAACAGACGUGAGCGAAGCGCUUCUCAUUUCCAACGUGAUAAUUCGCAGAAUGACCGUUUCGUCAAAGACGAAACCACAAACAGAUCAGGAAGAUCGUAUAACAAAUAUGAUAGAACUGAAAUGGAUACUCCUAACAAAAAUAGUAGAGAAGGCUUUCGAAGUGAUAAAAACAGAUUUCCCAUAAACGAGUCAAGAUUUAAUCGUAACAAUUCUAACGAUAAAACAUUGAGCGACAAAGAUUCUGAUACUUCGUCCAAAAGUAACGAUAAUCGUGGAAAAGGUUUUAAUCGUAAUGCUCGAGGAGAAAAGCGUGACAACGGAGCAUCUACCAGACUGCAAACUACAAAAUGGAACGAUAGAAACAACGAUAGGCCUAGUCAUGAUAGAAGUGGAAGAGUCAACGGUAAUUAUACCAUGGGCGGCAAUAAUUUCAAAAAUAAAGAGAAUAAUGCAAACAACAUCUCGUAUAAUCAGGUAAAUAAUAACGAAUCUUGGGAUUCAAAUAAUGCUAGUACAAAACUACAAAGCAAAGUUGCAGCUAAUAAAGGAUCUCAAUUUGCAUCGAUGAAUAUUACUUUAGGGACUGUGAAGAAUUGUGAAAUAGUAUUUACUAAUAGCCCGUCAGAUUUCUUUAUUCAGUUAAGUCCUGAAUGUUUGGAAUUAGAAUCAAUUAUGGACAGUAUUGCCGAAACUUACGAAAAAGAUGGAGAAACGAUGCAAGCUUUCAAAAUAAAAUGUGGCACGUGUUGCGUUGCUCAAUACGAGGAGGAUUUGAAGUGGUAUAGAGCGAUGAUUCAGUCUGUAGAGGGAAAUAACGCAACUGUGAAGUUUAUUGAUUAUGGCAACAGUGAGUUGGUCAAUUUUAUAAAAAUCAAAGUCAUUCAAGAAGAAUUUGUAAAACUACCGAUGCAGGCGGUACAAUGUAAAUUGCUUGGGUUGGCGGACAAUAAAGAAGUGGAAUAUGCGACUUUCGUGGAAAAAACUGAAGGAAAAUCGUUGGAAGUGGAAUUUAUCACCGAAGAAAAUGGGAUAUAUGAAGUACUACUGCGCGAGAUAGUCGAAGGUGUGUCAAACACUUGUUACAUAAACGAAGAAUUUUGCACAAGCGCAGAUUUAACAAAGGUGAAAGAGACUGCGUUGAAUAAAAGAAAACCUAAUACAACGAGAAAAGUACAUGUAGUUUCCGAUUAUGCUCCUCUCGAUUCGAAGUGGCAAACUGCUUUAUAUGAACCUGAAUCUAAACAUGAUGUAAUUGUUACAUGGUUUAUAAAUCCUAAUAAAUUUUAUUGCCAAACAUUGGCUCAAGAAACAGAAUUCAAGACGAUGAUGAAUGAGAUUCAAAAGACAUAUGCAAGCAGAGAACCUAUAAAGAAUAAACUAGAGGUUGGUUCACCGAUCAUCGCAAUAUUUUCCGAGGAUAAAGCUCUUUAUCGAGCGGAAGUUGUAAGCAACAGUGCACAAAAGGGAUAUAUAGUUCAAUAUAUAGAUUUUGGAAAUUGUGCGACCGUAAAACAGCACAAUAUUUAUCCCGUAGAAAAGAGGUUCAUGCAAUUACCUAUGUUAGCAGCACAAUGUACCUUGAAAAACAUUAUACCCAAUAAGAAUUUGAACUGGUCUGAUGUUAACAACGAUGCACUCGAUAAAUGUUUCGAUGGUGAUAAGUACGAAUGUACCUUCCAUAGUCUUGAUGAUGAUCAAUACACGAUUUCACUGAACUACAAUGGACAAGACGUAGGUGGAACAUUAGUAAAGAAAAAUCUUGCAGUCUUUGCUGAAGAACUUCAAUCAACAGAAGCAAUAACUUCAACUGAAGCAGCUAGUGUAGCUCCAGAUACAUCUAAUGUAAAAGUAACGACGCUCCAUGAAAUAGAACGAGUAGAUAUAAGUCUCUUGAGCGGCCAAACACUAAAAAUGAAAGUUUCUAGUGUAGAAAGUACAAACCGUUUUCACGUUCAGCUUCCAUCAGCUUCAAAAUGUGAACAUAUCGUCGAAAAAUACAUGGCAGACAAAAAUGCAGAGGUGAUGCCGCGACUAUCAAGCCGCGAGAUGUGUCUUGGCGCGGGUUGUCUAGUCAAUGCAAAUGGAACAUGGAGACGAGCAGUAGUGAUUAACAGUUCGCGCCUCGUCGGAUCAUAUGACGUAAAGCUCAUUGAUACCGGGGCGUACGAUGAAAUCCUGGAUGAUGCUCUGACUCUACCUGGAGCACUCGCAGUUAUGCAGAAGCAAGCGUUGGAAUGCUCUCUGCAAAAUGUGCAAGCAUCGCCCGACGCAGAUAAACAACUGAAGAGACUGAUUGAAGGAAAGGAAGUUCUUGUUUAUGUCGCAGAAAUCAACGAUAGUAGACUCAUUGUAAAACUGUACGACCUCCAUGGCUGCGGUAUAAUGAAUAUCAGCGAGAGCGAUAAAAAGAUCUCAACUGUUUGUCCGAUGCCUAUACUAAGUUCCACUCAUAAAGUGUCUGUAUCGUGUGCUCAAAUAUUAGAGGAUAAUUCGAUCAGUAUCUGGUUGCAACGAUAUUCUGACUAUGAAGCCGACAUCAAGUUAUUGACAGAUCUUGAACGGUACUACUCCAAUUCCGGACAAAGACUAAAACCAGAACCGGAUCUCUUGUGUGCAGUUAAAAGUACAGACGAUCGUUGGUAUAGAGGAAAGAUUGUCAGCUGCACCGAAACGACGGCCUACGUUCAUUACAUCGACAUAGGCAAUACGGAACAGGUCGCGUUUGAGUCUAUCAUGGUUUUGGAACCACAGUUUUAUGAACCACAUCAAUUAGCGGUAAAUGCAUCGUUAUCUUUGGUCCUUGUGGGUACUGAAGCUGAGCAAAUAAACGUACUGCAGACUCAUCUAAUAAACAAAGAACUUAUGGCUGUCUUCUAUAACGUGCGCAACAAAUGGAUCGUCGACUUGACCGAGAAUAAUGAAAAGCUCAGUGAUAGAUUCCGUUCGUUGAAUCUAAUAAAAGAGGAAGAAAUAACUCCGCAAUCGGUGUCCCAGACACAAGAAACGCCGACAACUGGACAAUUUGAUGUAUACGUGUCUCACGUCGAUUCUCCGAAUCAAUUCUGGUUACAACGAGUAAACGAAAACGCAGCCCUCACCGAGAUCCAAGAUAAACUUCAGCUGGAAGUUACUAAUUUCCCGGCGAUAGACAGUAUACCGGAAGAGGGCACUUUAUGCGCCGCUAUUUACUUAUUCGACGAAAACUGGUAUCGCGCAGAGGUGUUGGACGCAGAUGAGGACAUCACGACCGUUCGUUUCAUAGACUAUGGCAAUACCGAUGUAAUCGAUAAGGCUGGUCACAUUCGACAAUUGCCAGACACCUGGAAAAAUAUCAAAGGAUACGCAGUCAAGUGUAAGCUCGACGUCAUUCCAGUAGGUACGGAGGAUUGGAGCCAAGCAACUUGCGACAGGUUCGGGGAAUUGGUGAUGUCAGUUGAUACUCUCCAGGCUACAAUAGUGGCGGACACCAUGCCAAAACGCGUAGAACUCUUCAUAGACAACAAGAGCGUUAGCGAGAUAUUGGUCGAAGAGAAACACGCUAUUAUAGUUAGUCCCGAGCAAGCUGAACUUGUGGACGAGGAGAUAGUCGACAUUGAGUUGGAUCCACAUUCCGCCUUUGUAUCCCACAUUAAUUCACCAAGCGAGUUCUGGGUUCAAGAAGAGAAAUCAGUUGCCGAUUUGGAAGUGAUGACUGACAGAUUUAUGGUAGCGGAUAUGUUUCCGAAAAUAGAUGUCGUGGAGGAAGGCUUAUUGUGCGUUGCCAAAUAUCCCGAAGACUCGCAGUGGUACAGGGCGCGCGUGCUAUCAAACGACGACAACGGAACCCAAGUCAUAUUCGUAGACUAUGGAAAUUCCUCCGUGUCUACUGAGAUUCGUGCUCUUCCAGAAGAUCUAGCGGACGUACCGUCUCUGUCACGAAAAUGUUCCUUAGAGCUACCAUCGCACGUGGAGAAGUGGUCGGAAGAAGCUUGCAAUAAGUUUAUUGAAUUAGCCGCAGAAGGUGCAACAAUCUUCAUUUUGGACGUAAUAAAAGAGCAAGAGACGUCAAUAGUGAAGCUGACAUUGGACAACGAGAACAUAGCUGACAUCCUGGCGAGCUUGUGCGAACAACAUUCGCCAGUUAUCGAGGAGAGGCUACCGCCACUCGGCGAAGAAAACUCGCCGAAUGUGGUGGUCAGUCACAUUAACAGCCCAGAUGAGUUCUGGAUCCAAGCGGAGAGCAGCAUAAACGAACUGGAGGUAAUGUCAUAUCGUCUACGAGAUGCACAGAGUUUUGUCACGCUGAAUUCAUUCGACGUCGGUACGGUUUGCGCCGCUCUAUAUCCCGAAGAUGAAUGUUGGUACAGAGCAAAGGUACUCGCGUGCUGUGAAGAGAGCACAGAAGUUCUUUAUAUGGACUACGGCAAUUCUGCGGUUACGGAUGAGCUGCGAGUGUUACCACAGGAUAUUGUUAAUAUUCCCAGUCUGUCAAAACGAUGCUCCCUGGAGAAACCCCAUGACGUAGCUGUAUGGAGUGAACGAGCUUGCGACAAGUUUAAAGAACUUGCCGCCGAAGGAGCAACGAUGUUCCAGUUCGAGACUCUUGAUAAGAACGAUCCGAUGCAGGUUCGAUUGAGUUUGAAUGGAACGAAUGUCGUUGAGCUUCUACAAGCCGAAUGCGAGAACAUCCCGGAAGUUGAAGUGAUGAUCGAAGAUGAAGCUGAGAAUACUGUUUCCACUACAGAAAAUCAAGUUGAAGUAGUCGCUAACGAAACAGUUUUCCAGGAGGAUCAUCUGAUUGAAAAGACUUCAGAUCUCGAGCAUAAGUUGGAGAACGUAAUUGAUGACGAUGUGAUUAAUAAAUCGUUUGGUGACUCUAAUAUAGGUGAGGAUUUCUCCAAAGAACAACAAGAGCAUAUGAUGACUUGUGACAAAAACGAGAAGGCCAACGAAGAAUUUGAAGUAAUGACACCUGAACAAACCUCAGAAGUAAACAAAGUGUCAGAAUAUUUCGAUACAAACGCAACGUCUCUUAAAGAAUCCACGUCCAUUGUAACAGACCUUAGUAUCGACGAUAUAAUUAAUAAUAUGGUAAAAGACACUACUGAAGAUGCAGUUUUGCAAGAAAUUAAUGAUGUAAACUUGCCAGUUACUAAUGAAUCACAGUUUGUCGUUCAAGAUGACAUUAAUGAACAGCAAGAGCUUGCUACUCAAGUAGAAUCUAUAGAUAUAAAUAAGCCAUCAGAUUUAUUAGUUGCUAGUGAAAAACAACUGCUGAUUACUCAAGAUGACGUCAACGAACAGCAAUUAAGUUCUAAAAUAGAACCUAUAGAUAUAAACGAAUCUUCAGAUGUUUCACUUCAGAAGUCAACAAUUGUAAGUGAAAGAAUAUCAAUAAAUAUAACAGAGAAUGUUACUGAGAAUUCAAAUUCGGAAAAGACUUUAUUAGUAACGAAUAAAUCACAGGAUGUGCCAAUUGAUGUUGAUCAAAUGGAGAAACAAGAAGCACAAUCCGAAGCACAGCUUAAUAUAAACGAAUCUUUAGAACGCCAAACUGUGAAUACAACGUUUGACGAUCCCAAUAUCCGCUGUUUGUCACCGAAAGAACAACAUAUAAAUCCCGUUAAAGAACUUCAGAGACAAAGUCCGGUUGAGGAUGAGACUGCAUGUGGAAGUGCAAACAAGAAUGACAAUUUACAAGUCACAUUAAAGAGCGCAAGUAUAGAUCAGAAAAUUUCCACGAAAUCUACGGACAUGGUAGUAAUACCACCACUAUCGUCCGUAACCAAGACUGAUAUAAUCGAACAACGUAGGCCUCUGAGUUUGAGGAGACGAUCCGAAGACAAAAUAGUACCCGGAUGUAUCUCUAGGGGCGAGUCACCGGAUCCGGAAAUGGCAACAUAUUUUCUCACACCAAAGAUGUCGGCUAGUACUGCAAGCACCUUACAAUCAGUGGCCGAUUCCGCAAAGGAAGAGGACGAAAUACUUACCGUUUCCGUAGAAAACAUUCCUUAAUACGCGGUAUAACUUUAUAAUAUUGUACCAAGUAUGUACAUAUUGCAAAUUUACAUAAAUAUAUGUAAAUUUGCGAUACGAAAGUAUGUUACUUCAAUAGAUAAUAGGUAAGCGUUACACAUUUUUCAACAAAUUAUCUUCAUUUUACAUUUUUUUUAUGUUUGCAUAUAGAGGUAUAUUUUUAUGCGAGAGUAUAAUGAUAUGGUUUUGUUUUUCUCCUGUUCAUUACCUUUUUCUUUCUUCUACGAGUACAGAUAAGUCGCGUUUUUUAUGAAUAUAUGUUGCUACAGCAGUACAUGCUGAUGCUAUCAGAUAUUCAACCAAAGAUUAAUUCAUCUAGCUAAUGGACCGUCGUUUAUGUUAUUCUUACGUUAUAAAAUAAUACUUGUUAAUGAUAUCGAGGAGCUGCGUUCUCGUAAUUUUUUAUUUUUAGAGUUGCCAUUUAACAAUAAAUAUUUAAAAUAAUUUUGAUAUCACUAUUUUUUCAAUUAAACUUUCAAGUAAAACCUAUCAUAUUUAAAGAACUUCCUUGCAAUUAUGUCAGUAAUGAUACGACAGAUUAUUUUUCAUUUUGACUGAAUAAAUUAAAUAGUAAAACGAAAUUUUUUACUUAUAUGACAUACUAAUAAUGAUUAUAUAACGUGUAACAGAGCAACAGUUUUUAAUGUAUAUUCUUAACAAGUAGAGUAGUGCAGUUACUAAGUAUUUUUCUGGCAAAUACGCGACUAUAAAUGCAAAUAGUAUAAAUACAUAUUCAUAAACUGUUGUAUAAUGUUCGUUAUAAAAUUAAGUAAAACCUCGAUGAAAAAAUAGAAAAACAUUAUACGCAACACGAGUCGGUCAAGCAUUGUAAAAAGAUCACCUUGACAUUGGCAGUAAUAUAAAUGCCUAAAACUCUAAGAAAGAGUUGCAUUUUGUGUAUGUUCAUUGCAUUAUUUUCAUAUAUGUAUAUUAUACACACAUUAAAAUUAUCUAUUACAUAUAUAUAUAUAUAGAAUUAUGAAA